AUGUGCUGCGAGAGGGGUGGGGCGGCGGGCGGUCUGGCGCGGCAGCGGCGGUCACCAGCCAGCCGCCAGCCAGCCGCCAGGAUCGGAGGCACGCACGGACGGCGUCUCGGCCACCCGGCGUCGCUGCAUCACGUCGCCAUCAGCUGCAUCCUCCAUCGUGGAACGACAAACUCGCGCGGCAGCCUCGCCUUCCCCGGUCGUCCGCGCCUCAUCCAUCGCCCGCUUCGGUCCUGGCAGGCUUCAUCCCCCCCUGGCCGGCAGCCGUGGCCGGACAACCGAGACUUCUCCUCGCCAGGACGUCCGGGGCCCCCCGACUUCGCGCGUCCGAAACGCACUGCCGGCUCACUGCGACCCCGCAGCCUGCUGGCCGACAUGUCCGAACACCCUGCUAUCCGAUGGCGACGGCGGCCGCCGUGCGCGGGACCUGCCCGGCCGGGGGGGGGGGGGGGGGGCUGCGGUUCCCCGACUGACCCCUUGACGGCCGCGAUCGCAUACCCAGCUCGACAGACGCGGCCCUUGUGUCGAGAAGCGCGCCCGCCCGAUGGGCCAGCCAUCGCCCGGCUGUCGCACCGCAAAGGCGCGGCGUCCCCUACAGCCGCCGUCGCUGGGAGGUGCGUGAAGACGCGUCUGCUUUGCCGUCGUGUUCGAGCGCCGCCCGCGCCCGCCGGAUCCCGCAUCGCGGCUGUGAUGGCGAGGCCGACGGCUCUUCCAGCUUCGUGCUAG
This is a messenger RNA of Ustilaginoidea virens, 723 nucleotides long. RefSeq lists its product as uncharacterized. The transcript has a single exon. The record is from RefSeq and is a predicted model, not a curated record. NCBI's taxonomy places the organism in Eukaryota, Fungi, Ascomycota, Sordariomycetes, Hypocreales, Clavicipitaceae. The coding region runs from base 1 to 723 and encodes 240 amino acids.